Electrophorus electricus (electric eel) is the source of this 2405-nucleotide messenger RNA. It is a transcript of the gene tnfsf13b, whose product is annotated as TNF superfamily member 13b. The record is from RefSeq and is a predicted model, not a curated record. Gene Ontology annotation, biological process: positive regulation of B cell proliferation; immune response. Gene Ontology annotation, molecular function: receptor ligand activity; tumor necrosis factor receptor binding. NCBI's taxonomy places the organism in Eukaryota, Metazoa, Chordata, Actinopteri, Gymnotiformes, Gymnotidae. Gene Ontology annotation, cellular component: membrane.
ACUGCCUGAAAUAGAGGCAGCACACAAGUUCAACGCCUUACUGAGCUCCUGAUUCACGUGCUUCAUAAAGAGAGUAAGACCAACCGGGACGGGGCUGCUGACAGGAUUAUUCACAGGAUUACCACAGAGUGCCGUGGGGAAGGUUUGUGGCAUUCUUAUUUUUGGUGGUCUGGCUCACUAGGGGCACGAAAUGCAGUCACCCCAGCAGGUGUGUCAAGGGAAGUCUCAGACUAGCCUGUGGUUGGGACAUCUCUGAUCUGACACGCUUCAUACGUAGACUAAACUGGACACACACACGUCGUUUGUUGUCUUUGGAGCAGCGCGGGAGUGUUUUAUGGUCUGUACCGUGAAGCCUUCUCGAGCGCAGAGAACAUUUAGCUGCUGCCUGUCGCCACGAGAUGCGCUGCGCUGCGCUGUAACGUGUUCGUGAGCGCAUGUGCUUAUUGCAGCCUUGCGUGAUAUCAGCAAUGUGAAGGCAGACUGUGAUGCAUGGCAUGUGCACAGUGUGCCGUAUUGCCCUUAUCGCGGGCUUGCAGGAAGCCUUACUCGUACGAGACGUUGGAGUAUCAGCUGCUCACCCCGUCUUUCCGCAGCAGGAGUGAGACGCGCGACGUCCCCAACGCCCAGCCGCGAGGACAAUGUCCGCGGAGGGCGCCAGCCGAUGCCGGGCCGAGCGCCGGAGGCUCUCCUGCGCGCUCACCGUCCUCACGCUGGCCGCCAUAACCUCGUCCUCGCUGUCGGCGCUAUCCCUGUACCGCGCGCUGGCGCUGCAGGCAGAGGUGGAGGUCCUGAGGACGGAGGUGAACCGCAGGAGGGAGGCGCAGGGCGGGGUGGCGGGCGGAGGCGUGGGAGAACCGCAGCGGGCGGCGGAGGAGGACCGGGAGGAUGCUGAGGUGAGGUGCGCCUGUGGGAGCGAGGCCGCGCGCCCUAGACGCGCUCGCUACGUCUGCAACGCCCGAGCGCUUCCCUUUAGACGUCGGCGAAGCGCAGCUCGGCCGCUCGAGAGGCUUCUUUCGGGGUUCUUUAGGGGUCCGUCUCGUCCGCAGACGCCGUGGUGGGCCCGCAGCGCGGCACCUCCCGAAGACCGCAGCGAGCCCAGCUUGAAGAAGAGGAGUCUGGGAAGGGAGCCGGCUCAAACAGUGUUCCAGCCUUGCUUGCAGAUGAUGGCGGACUCCAGGAGGAAACCCUAUCAGAAAGAGUUCGCCCUGGACGUGCACGUGGCCGUGCCGUGGCAGACGGGCCUGAAGCGCGGCACGGCCCUGGAAGGUGACCAGGACGACAUACUGGUCAGAGAGGAGGGCUACUACUUCAUCUACAGUCAGGUGUUUUACAAAGACCCCAAGUACGCCAUGGGCCACAUAGUGUUGCGCACAAAGCAGAACGUGGUGGGUGAUGAGAGCCAGCACGUCGUGCUGUUCCGCUGCGUCCAGAGCAUGAACGCCAAGGUUCCCUACAACACCUGCUUCACAGGAGGCAUCGUGAAACUGGAGUCUGGUGACCGGGUGGAGCUGCUCAUCCCUCGCUCCACGGCGAACAUCUCUCUGGAUGGGGACUCCACCUUCCUGGGGGCUGUCAAACUGGCGUGACCCGUCGGAGCGAGCCAGGGCCCCGAGACGGUGGCGGGGCCCAUAAACACGAGGGUCUUCCGUGCCGGCCCACUACAACAUUAGCACGCGGAACGGGACUGACGAUGGUUUCUGAGUCGUUUCCCGGGAGCAGGAAUGGCUGGAUUUGGAGGGGCUCAGCGGGAGUUGUAUAAGGCGUUUGGUUAGGGACGGAGCGACUGCUUCUUCACCGCCGGUUCCGGUCCAUACGGACGGGCAGAUGAGUGCGGCUCGGCUGGGUAAGCAGGCACCUGGAACGCUGUCGACAGGAAAAGCUGUGUGUGAGACUUCCGAGACCAGACUGAGCCCUGAGCCACUUCUGCCAGGCUUUGGAAACGUUUCUCGUGACAUGGCCUACUUACACUCUCUCUCAUCCCACCUGCAAACUUUCCGAUGGGUGAGAGGUUAUAACCCACCGUGGAGUACAUUCCUCAGAGCACGUCGUCACGCAGUUACUUUCCAGGAGGCGAUUUGAUUGCUGUAACUUGCUGUCGUUUGUUACGCUGUAAUGUGCAGGUUUUGUCAGCAGAGGGCAGCACCGGCACAUAAUGAAGCCACCGAACUUGUCUGUUUGAAACUGCCGAUUAUCGUUAAUGAAAAAUAGCAGCCAUUGCUUUUUACGCUCCAUUACACGCACAUUUUCAGCCUUUUUCAGUUGUGUGUGUGUGUGUGUAUAUAUAAUUACUGUAUUUUGUCAUUUGAAAUCAAUGCAAUAUACUUUGCAGCAAACACCACUGCAUAAUUCUUUCAAUACCAUAAAUCUAUUCUUUUCUUAUGUAAAGUCCUCAGCAAACAAUUGAA